AUGAAGCUUGAUGCAAAACUGUUACGGUAUAUGAAUACGGAAGAAUUCCGUGUUCUGACAGCUGUUGAAAUGGGAUCCAAGAAUCAUGAGGUUGUACCUACGUCUCUUGUCGCUCAAAUCGCGGGUUUGCGUAAUGGUGAUGAUGGAUAUAGAUUAGCAUAUGGUGGUUAUGACUAUCUUGCUUUAAAAACUUUUGUUAAGCGGGGGAGUGUUUAUUCUGUGGGCAAUCAAAUCGAUAUAUACGUCGUUGCUGACGAGAAUGAAAAUCAAUUAGCCUUAAAAAUACAUAGACUUGGCCGAAUCUCUUUUCGAGCAAUAAAGUCAAAACGAGAUUAUCUUCAAAAACGGAAAUCAGCAUCUUGGAUGUACAUGUCAAGGUUAGCUGCCAUGAAAGAAUAUGCAUUUAUGAAGGUUUUAUAUGAAAAUGGCUUUCCAGUUCCAGAGCCAAUCGAUAACGUCCGACACUGUAUAGUGAUGGAACUAAUCGAUGCUUAUCCAUUGCGACAGAUAACUGAUGUGCAAGAUUCUGGCCAGCUCUACUCUGAACUUAUGAAUUUGAUAGUUAGGUUAGCCCAGCACGGUCUUAUUCACGGAGAUUUCAAUGAGUUUAAUAUUCUUGUAAAAGAAAAUGGGAAUCCUGUGUUAAUUGAUUUCCCGCAAAUGGUAUCCACUUCGCAUCCUGAUGCUGAAUGGUAUUUUAACCGUGACGUAGAAUGCAUUCGCACUUUUUUUAAGAGGAGGUUCAAUUACGAGAGUACAUUGUAUCCAAAAUUUAAGCUUGAUAUAAGUCGUGAAUUCAGUUUGGAUGUACAAGUUGCCGCAAGUGGAUUUACUAAAAAGUAUCAACAAGAAUUGGAAUCGUAUCAAUUAGAAUUAGGAGAAUACUCAAGAAACAAUGACAAUGUACAAGAAUUUGAUGAGAGCUCUCAAGAUGAGACCGAUGAAUCCACCGAAACCGAAAACAAUCAUAUUUCAUUGUUAGAAGAUAAAGAUCUUCUGAACACUGAUUCAAAAGAUGUCUCAGCGGAUAUAAAAUCAAUCUCAACAGAAAAUAAUCAUGAUGCAAAUUCUGAUAUCGAGCUUUUAGACAAUCGUGACUAUAAAGUUUACGAGGGCAGUAAAAGGCCUUCAACUGCCAUAAAAAAUCGCCUUACAGAAUCCGACAUAAAGGAACGUGUUGCAAGGUCAUUAAAAAAAACUUCAAAAAAGAAAACCACUAAUAAGCAACAUUCUACAAGAAAUAAUAUUAAGGUCAAAGAAAAAAGAAGAGCUAGAGAUAUAGCAAAAUACGAUG
Messenger RNA from Dentiscutata erythropus, 1294 nucleotides. Lineage: Eukaryota; Fungi; Glomeromycota; Glomeromycetes; Diversisporales; Gigasporaceae. The record is from the annotation of a GenBank genome assembly.